Molecule: messenger RNA, 855 nt
Organism: Fusarium sp. VM40
Lineage: Eukaryota; Fungi; Ascomycota; Sordariomycetes; Hypocreales; Nectriaceae
Source: the annotation of a GenBank genome assembly
AUGGCCAAUGAUCAUUAUAAAUACGAGCCUUCCAUGGCCGCGGCAGUCAUCUUUACCGUAUGCUUCUCAUUAUCUGGCCUUUAUCACACUUGGCAGGUCGCAAGGUUGCGGUCUUGGUACUUUAUUCCAUUCAUUCUCGGUUGCGCUGUCGAGGCAAUUGGAUACGCAGCCAGAGCCGUCAAUGCAGGACAAGACUUUGGACAGUGGACUCAGGGGCCGUAUAUUAUCCAAGCGCUUUUACUUCUUCUUGGUCCGCCCUUUUUUGCCGCUUCCAUCUACAUGGUUCUGGGACGUCUAAUCAGGCUUCUCCAAGCUGAUCGAUACUCGGUCAUUAGGCUGAAGUGGUUGACAAAGUUGUUCCUGCUUGGUGACAUCGCUUCUAUUCUUUUACAGGGCAUGGGCGGUGGUAUGCUAGCAGGUGCCGACAGUGCUUCCCAACGCGAUAGGGGUCAACUUGUCAUCAUCAUUGGUCUUUUUAUCCAACUCAUUUUCUUCGGCGUCUUCAUAAUUGUCGCCAUAAUCUUCCAUCGGCGAAUCGUUCGGGACCCUACUACCGCAAGCCUCCAGAUCAACACACCAUGGAAGACUCUUCUUCUUAUCUUAUACGUAUCUAGCGGUCUCAUCAUGGUCAGGUCAAUCUUCCGAGUCAUCGAGUACAUCGUAGGCCCGGAUGGAGAGCUCAUGGCUAAAGAGGCUUAUAUCUAUGUCUUUGAUGCCACUCUGAUGUUGGCUGUUAGCGUUUGUUUCAACGUGUUCCAUCCAUCUGCAAUCAUCAACAGUCAGAGCAUGCAGAGAGUUAAGAAUUCGGACUCGGAGAAUCAGCUUACAACUCACAACCGAAUGGAAAGUGUCUAG